Messenger RNA from Tachyglossus aculeatus (Australian echidna), 1672 nucleotides. RefSeq names its product ectonucleotide pyrophosphatase/phosphodiesterase 7 (gene ENPP7). The transcript has 7 exons. The coding region runs from base 44 to 1414 and encodes 456 amino acids. The record is from RefSeq and is a predicted model, not a curated record. Lineage: Eukaryota; Metazoa; Chordata; Mammalia; Monotremata; Tachyglossidae.
AGAAGGCCAGCGCCGGACUCCAGGCCGAGUCAGAUCGUCCGGCAUGGGGGGCCUCCUGGUCAUCCUCUGGCUGGCCCCGGCCCUCCUUUCCCCGGGGACCGGCAUCCCCCUCCCCGGGAAGCCCCCCGCGGCCUCCAAGCUGCUCCUGGUGUCCUUCGACGGCUUCCGCUGGGACUACGAGAGGGACGUGGACACGCCCAACCUGGACGCCAUGGCGGCGGCGGGGGUCAAGGCCCUCCACAUGACCCCGGCUUUCGUCACCAUGACCAGCCCCUGCCACUUCACCCUCGUCACGGGCAAGUACAUCGAAAACCACGGAGUGGUGCACAACAUGUACUACAACGUCACAACCACAGUCAGACUGCCAUACCACGCCACGCUGGGUAUCGAAAGGUGGUGGGACAAUGGGUCCCUGCCUAUCUGGAUUUCUGCCCAGAAACAGGGGCUGAAGACAGGCUCCUUCUUCUACCCCGGCGGCAACGUGACCUACCAGGGUCAGCCUGUGACCCAAAGUCGGAAGGAGGGGGUGGGCCACAAGUACAACAACGAGACGGAGUGGAGGCAGAACAUCGACACGGUCCUCCGCUGGUUCGUCCAGGAUGACCUGUCCCUGGUCACCCUCUACUUCGGCGAGCCGGACUCGACGGGCCACAAGUACGGGCCCGACUCCCCGCAGAGGAGGAGCAUGGUAGCCCAAGUGGACCGCACGGUGGGCUACCUGAGGGACCGGAUCGAGAGCAGCGGGCUCCGGUCCGUCCUCAACCUCAUCAUCACCUCGGACCACGGCAUGACCACGGUCAGGAAGAAGGCCGACGACCUGGUGGAGUUCCACAAGUUCGAGAAUUUCACCUUCCGGGACAUCGACUUCGAGCUCCUGGACUACGGGCCCAGUGGGAUGCUGUUGCCCAAAGAGGGGAUGUUGGACCAGGUCUACGACAUUUUGAAGGACGCCCACCCGAGGCUGCAUGUCUACAAGAAGGAGGACUUCCCCAGAAAGUUUCACUAUGCCAACAAUUCCCGGAUCACCCCACUGGUCAUGUAUAGUGAUCUCGGCUACGUCAUCCACGGGAGAAUCAACGUCCAGAACAACAACGGCGAACACGGCUUUGACAACGGGGAGAUGGACAUGAAGACCAUCUUCCGAGCCGAGGGUCCCAGGUUCAGGAAGGGGCUCGUGGUGGAGGGCUUCGAGAGUGUCCACGUCUAUGAGCUCAUGUGUAAAAUUCUGGGCAUCAUACCCGAAGAAAACGAUGGCUCCCUCAAUGUCACUCUGCCCAUGCUCAUUCAAGAUGAUGUGAUCCCAGAGGCAACAGAGAAGCCACCACCCAAUGGGGCUUCUCUCCCGCUGACUGGACAGUUGGCCCUGCUGCUGGGGCUUGCGGUGGCCAGGGGAACCCUGGGCAACUGGGUUUGAUGGCUGCACGGUAUGGAGGCCAACCCAGCACCUCUGACAAGCACUUUCACUGAAGUCUCACAGGACCAUCAAUUUCCACUGGUGUUGACUGAGCGCUAACAGUAGAACUGGAAUGAACGCUGGGGAGACUCUGGACAAACUAAAGCACUCUGCCCCUGCCCUCGAUAACCUUCCCAUCUAAAGGAACCCUAGCAGGCAUAAAUUAUUUUCAAAAAGGAGGAGCGGGAGGAAGCACACGGAAUUGCUAAAAUCAAGAGA